CCUCCCUCCCUCCCCGCUCGGCGUCCCCGCGCGGGCGGAAGCGGGCGGUGCGCGGCGCGGCAAGAUGGCGGCGGCCGGGCGGCGGUGCGCCGUGGCGUGGCUGGCGCUGGCGGCCGUCGCGGCGGCGCUGGCGCUGGCGCAGGGCAGGCGGAGCCAAGUGAAGACGCUGACGGACGGCACGUGGCGGGAGCUGCUGGAGGGCGAGUGGAUGGUGGAGUUCUAUGCCCCGUGGUGCCCCGCCUGCCAGAACCUGCAGCCCGAGUGGGAGAAGUUCGCCGAGUGGGGAGAGGAUCUUGAGGUGAAUAUUGCUAAAGUGGACGUGACCGAGCAGCCAGGAUUAAGUGGACGAUUUGUCAUAACAGCUCUUCCUACCAUCUAUCAUUGUAAAGAUGGAGAGUUUAGGAGAUACCAAGGUGCAAGAACUAAAACUGAUUUCAUAAAUUUCAUCAGUGAUCAGGAAUGGAAGUCCGUGGAACCUGUUUCAUCAUGGUUCGGUCCUUCCUCUUUUCUGAUGAGCAGUAUGUCUGCUUUGUUUCAGUUGUCAAUGUGGAUCAGGCAUUGCCACGGUUAUUUGACAGAAAAUGUUGGAAUACCAGUUUGGGGUUCGUAUGCCAUUUUCGCAUUGGCAACUCUCUUCUCAGGACUGAUACUGGGGCUUAUAAUGGUGUUCUUAGCAGACUGUCUCUGUCCAUCCAAAAGGCACAGACAACAGCAGUACCCCUAUUCAAAAAAGCUAGCUCCAGAGUCAGCUCAGCUAUUGAAAAAGCUGGAUGAAGAGCAAGAAGCAGAUGAGGAAGAUCUUUCAGAUGAUGAAAUAGAGGAUAAAGAGGUGUCCAACAGAAACUCUUCGAUGAAUGCUGUAAGACAGCGCCCAGUGAACCCUGCUACUACAAUGGAUAAAUCUUAGUUUUAUUUGCAUGCAGGAUUACUGUUUGUGAGUCACUAACUCAAAAGCAGUUGAAUGUAUCAAAUCCUUCAGCUUGAAGAGAGGAGUGACUCCUGUCAUGAUAGUAUUGAUGCAUUUCACUAAUUCAGAAAAAAGAUACUUUUUAUCUUUGGCAUCAGGUAUUCAAAACUAAAACAUGCUGUUGCAAAUGGCUGAAACUUCUCCUGUCUGUGUGCAGAGAAGUGCCAAGAAAUAAUUUGUGUGGCUUUUCGAAUGACUUGUUCUAUAGUUGUUUUACAGAAUAUAAGCCAGUGUACUCGUUGCAUUAGGGAACAUUAGGAAGGAAAAUGCACUAACUUUUUUGCCAUUAAAGCAUUCAGAAAGGUUUCUCAGUAUAAAUCUAUCUAGUUGUGCUCUGAAGAAAUGCUGAGGGGAAAAAUUCCUUCAAUUAUUGGACCUUCUCCAGGCGACAAAAAAAUGUUUUAAAUGAUCUAGUUCUUUUGCUAUGACAAUGAAUGCUGCAAAAAAAAUCCAAUCUUCCUUCAUCCAGAUCUCUUACUAGAGGCCGCCCUUCAUUUUGUAAGUUGCUGAGACCAAUGCGGAGUAUAUUGAUUGUCUUCAAAAUGAAGCAGCAACUUGCUAAUGUUGAAUAAGCAUUAGCAAGAAAGAUUUUCCCUUUACUAGAAUGAAGAUGCAUUUUGCAAAAUACUUGUAUUGUUCUAUUCUGCAUUCUUUUCCCUGCUCUCCUGACUUUUCAAGUCAGCUUCUGCAUUAUGAGUUAAAAUCAGAGCUCUGUAUUUCCAGUUUGGAAUAUGAUAUGAAAAUAUGAUCUGAUGACACUAUGUUUUGACCUGACGUCAGAAGAGCAGUGGAAGAAUGUAACAUCUCAUUCAUAGUUCAGCAGGCUUCUUACUCUGCUUGCUGAGGAUGUGAAAGUUCAGAGGUACUGUAUGAAAUACUUAGUAUUGACAAAGUAAUUUCUGGCUGCCUUCUUUUUUUGAGGAAAAGGUAUUUUUGAUUUCUGUUUACAAGCUUCUGAGCAUUUAUUUUUUGAAUAUAUUUGAGACAAAUUACUAUGAGCUUCUGAAGAAAGCAAGAUGUUGUAUCUUCUGCCUGCCAAUAGAAAUAGCAUACACUCCUGACCCAUUCCUCAGUGUGAAUUUUCUCUUUAACCGGAAGUUGAUGCAUGUUGAAAAAACUUGAGCACAAAACUCUAGACAUGCAUCAGAGUGCUCUUCUGCCCCAUUUUGAUUUGUAAGGGAGUGUUCAGGUCACUGUCAUUAGUGUGGUACACAACUCUUCUGCUCUUUCAAAUACUACAUGACUGCUAUAGCUGGCAAGUAAGUAAAAACAAGUUAGCAUUUGCUACUAGAGCACAGACAAGUGACACGGAGAACUGAUCCAGAGGAGCUAAAACACAAGCUCAAGAAUACCCCAAAGCUCUUUUGGGAAAUGAUCUUCCUCUUCAGAGUAAUAAACUUGCUCUGAUCCAGCACAAAAUCAAGCUCCCUUGAAAUAAUCUGAAGCGCUGUUUCUCUGAGACAUUUGUCAUCUUUUGAAACCUCAACUGUAGUUGAAGGAGUGAUCUCUGGUAUAGACACCUACUUAAAAUAAAUGUAAAUUUUUUCGUGAUUAGAUUACUGUGAUAUUCCUGUAAUAACAUUACUACCUUUAUUCAGAGGAGCAGAAGUUCCCUUCUGAAAUGCAUCUUGUGCUUCUGCUGACUGUUCACAUCCGCUGUGCUGGAGUUAGGGUGGAGUGAGUGAAAGCCGGAGUGCUCGUCUUUGCCAUCCUCACAGGUGGAAGUUACUGGAGGUGCGCUGUGUAGUGCAGAGUCUCUGGCUGACUAGAAACCUACUAUUUGCAGUGAUUGCUUUUUAGAACAUGAACAGGAGGUUCUUAUUCUAUUCUGAAGACUACAGAAAACUAUGCUUCUUGGUGAAGUAAUUCUACUCUGAAAAAAUAACAAGUAGCAAGUCGCAAUGACUGAAUCAAACGGGGUUAGUUUACACAUAGGGCACACUUCUGUUGAGUGUGACUCCUACCCAUUCAUCCUGCUGUAUGGCAGUAGAACUCUGCUUGUUGUUAAUACAUUGUCAAUAAUUUAUGCUUAACCAAAUCUUCCUAAAAAUCCAACCAGGCUGUACCUGGUCUCAACUUGAAAUAACUACUUAUUUUUCUUUUUUAACAGAAUGUCAUCUUUUCUGUUUUCACAAAACCAUCUUAAAACAAUAUACCCUAAUCAUUUUUUUAAAAAACCUGUAGUCUACUGUUUUCUGAUUUUUAUUUUCUCUGUGUAGAAAUAAAAAGAAUGCAUAUAAGCAUUGGA
This is a messenger RNA of Dromaius novaehollandiae (emu), 3215 nucleotides long. It is a transcript of the gene TMX1, whose product is annotated as thioredoxin related transmembrane protein 1. The record is from RefSeq and is a predicted model, not a curated record. Bases 65 to 907 code for a protein of 280 amino acids. Gene Ontology annotation, molecular function: disulfide oxidoreductase activity. Lineage: Eukaryota; Metazoa; Chordata; Aves; Casuariiformes; Dromaiidae. Gene Ontology annotation, cellular component: endomembrane system. The transcript is spliced from 8 exons.